CUGUUUUAUUUCUCUCCGUUUGUUCCCAGUGCCAAGCAGCGUGCAGGAUCUUAGCUCCCUGACCAGGAAUUGAACCCUUGCCCCGCUGCAGUAGACGCUCAGAGUCCUAACCACUAGACUGCCAGAGAAUUCCCUCAACACGGGCUUUCUCUAGUUGCUGAGAGCAGGGGCUACUCUUCAUUGUGAUGCGUGGGCUCCUCAUUGUAGUGGCUUCUCUUGUUGGGGAGCAUGGGCGGGCCCUAGGCGCCUGGGCUUCAAUAGUUGCGGCACAUGGGCUCAAUAGUUGCGGCACAUGGGCUCAAUAGUUGCGGUGCAUGGGCUUAGUUGCUCCGUGGCAUGUGGGAUCUUCCCAGAGCAGGGCUCGAACCCGUGUCCCCUGCAUUGGCAGGCAGAUUCUUUACCACUGCGCCAUGUAAGAAGUCCCGUCAACUUACUUUUGCAAGAGGUUCAUGCAACUGGGAGGCCUGAAGCUUACGCACUGAUCGUUUUGAUGUAAAUUCAAACAAAAGCCUGGGAGGCAAUUCCCUUACCCUGUAUUUGGUCAUCCCCUUCUUCCUGCUUCAACCUCACACCUUUCCUUCAGAGAGGCAGCCUGUGUUGAGAAAAGCACACAAACUUUUGAGUUCAGACAGUUAUCUCUCUUGGCCUCAGUUUCCUCUUUGGUGUUGGGGAUAAUAACUACCCCAUAGAGAUGUGGCUGUGAGAAUUGGGUGGAAAAAAGUAGGGGAAGCAUCCAGUCCACAGGGGGCUGGUUACUUCAUCUUCCCUUCUCUCUGGGCUGCAGGGAAGAGUCUGGGGAAGGAAGGGUGCCACGAACAGAAAAGCCCUUCCCUCACCCUCAAGCCAGGACGGUCGUGCCUGCCCCAGUAUGGUAGCUACCCUUGCCUCUCCCUCCCUCUGAUCCCACCUCCAACACGUUCUGCCAGCCCCACUCCCCCAACUAGUCCUUCGGAGGAUUCCAAGGAGAUAAGGCUGGGAAAGCUAGGGAAGGAAUGUUAAGCUUGCUGGAGUUGAGUGCUUUUAAAAACAGCUGGAGGUGACCUGGUCUCCCCUCCCCCAGUCCCCUGGAGCUGGUAAACAGCCCUCAACCACCCUAGCUCUGCAGCCAAUCCUUCUGUGUCCAGGAGACAGCGACUGUCUUUGCAACACAAAAGUCAAGUCAGAGUAAGCUCCAGAAAGGUGGGCUGUGGAGACAGGUUUGGGAGUGGGAAAGGAGCUCACAGAACUGCAGAGUCACCACUUCUUUUUGGUCUAAGAGUUCAGUUUAUCAGCAAUGGAGGGAAAAAAAAAUGUACUUGGUUGGGUUUCCCACCAAGUACAUUUGUGAGGCUUGGUGCAGGCACAGCUGUGGGGGCAGUUCACUUUUGUCCCUGCAGGUUGGGAGGUAUAGAUAGGUGCCAAACCAAAUUGGGAAAAGCAUUAAAAAAAAACUUUCAAGAACAGUACAUACAAACUAGGAAGCUUUAAAAGGCAGGUUCCCUAAAGCCAGGUCCAUAGAUUUCGAUUCAGAUAGUCUAUUAGGGCCUACAUUUUAUUUUUAAUAAACUCUCCCAGGUGAUUCUGAGCUGGAGGUCUGAGGCCCACAUUUUAAGGAACUGCCCCUGAAACUACACACACAUCCUCAGGCUGGAAGUUCUCUCUUUGGUCUAACGAGACUCUCUGCUGUUGUGAAGCUUGUUUCAUCUGAUCCUGCUUGCUUCUCUGCAGACUAAAUUCUCAUCAGGGUUGGCUUGGCCCCUCACAGGCACUGGGGCAACGGUAACCAUGGUAGCCUAGAUGGGGGUGUAGGAGAAAAACCAUGACCCUGGGCCUGGCUCCUGGAAGGGCUGACAGCAGUUAGAGUCCCUGGGCACAUGCUAGGCCCUUGACGGUUUGGGUCUUGACCCAAGAGUUCAGCCAAAGCAAAGGGAAGAGUGGGGCGCGCCAGGGCGGGUCAGUCUUUCAGAGCCGAGCUUCCCGCUCGAGGGCCGGCGGGAAUAGUCAGAGGGAGGGGUUCGGGCUCCUUAAGCCACCGGUCGCCGCGCCUGCCCGCCGGAGCUGAGAGAAGCGCAGGGGCGGGCCGGGGGCGGGGCCUGGGCCGGAGAUAGCGGGCUCUUGGUUACUAUGGUAACGCGUCAACACCCGGCGCUUCCGUGGUGGUGUGGGCUGCAGAGGCGGUGCAGGCGCGGGGUUACGGCGUGCUGCUGAGAUGCCGUUAAGCACAGCCGGCGUCCUGAGCUCCUCCUCUGCCACUUCCAGCAGGUCAAGGAAUAGGCCUCGCUAUCGAACCAAAGCCCUGAACUCUGAGGUGGAUGAGAGCCUGUUCGGAGGUAUCAAGCCCCUGACCCAGAGCGACAGCCCCGUCGUGCUGCUGCGAGAUAAGCAUGCCAUUCGGAAAACUCUCACUGCCCUGGGCUUGGACCACAAGCCGGAGACCAUCCAGCUCAUCACCCGGGACAUGGUUCGGGAGCUCAUCGUCCCCACCAAGGAUCCCUCCGGAGAGGCCCUCAUCAUGAGCCCUGAGGAGUUUGAGCGGAUCCAAUGGGCAUCCCACGUCCUGACUAGAGAAGAACUUCAGGCCAGGGAGCAGGCCUUCAAGAAGGAGAAGGAAGCCAUCGUGGACGCGGCGACCACACGCAAGAAGGUCAUGAAACAGAAGGAAAUGGUUUGGAGGAACAAGAAGCUCAGCGACCUGGAGGAGGUGGCCAAGGAAAGGGCCCAGAACCUCCUGCAGAGAGCCAACCAGCUGCGGAUGGAGCAGGAGGAGGAGCUGAAGGACAUGAGCAAGAUCAUCCUCAAUGCCAAGUGCCAUGCCAUCCGGGAUGCCCAAAUUCUGGAGAAGCAACUGAUCCAGAAAGAACUGGAUGCCGAGGACAAGCGGCUGGAUCAGAUGAUGGAGCUGGAGCGGCAGAAAUCCAUUCAAAGGCAGGAGGAGCUGGACAAGAAGAGGAGGGAGGAGAGAAUCCGAGGAAGGCGGCACAUUGUGGAACAGAUGGAAAAGAACCAGGAGGAGCGGUCCCUGCUUGCCGAGCAGCGGGAGCAGGAGAAGGAGCAGAUGCUGGAGUACAUGGAACAGCUCCAAGAGGAGGAUCUAAGGGACCUGGAACGAAGGCACCAGCAGAAGCUGAAGAUGCAGGCUGAGAUCAAAUGCAUCAACGAUGAAAACCAGAGGCAGAAAGCAGAGCUUCUGGCUCAGGAGAAGCUGGCAGAGCAGAUGGUGAUGGAGUUCACCAAGAAGAAGAUGGCUCGAGAAGCAGAGUUUGAGGCUGAGCAGGAGAGAAUCCGGAGGGAGAAAGAGAAGGAGAUCUCCCGCCUGAGGGCCAUGCAGGAGAAAGCCCAGGACUACCAGGCAGAGCAGGAUGCCUUGCGGGCCAAGCGCAACCAGGAGGUUGCCGACAGAGAGUGGCGCAGAAAGGAGAAGGAAAACGCACAGAAGAAGAUGGAGACAGAGGCCCAGCUGCGGAAAAGUCGGCUAGAGCAGGUGGCUUUCAAGGAGCACACUCUGGCCGUUCAGGUGCAACGGGACCGGGACGAGUUUGAGAGGAUUCUUCGGGCUCAGAGGGAGCAGAUUGAAAAGGAGCGGCUGGAGGAGGAGAAAAAAGCCACGGGGCGCUUACAGCAUGCCAACGAGCUCCGGCGCCAGGUGAGGGAGAACCAGCAGAAGCAGAUGCAGGACCGGAUCGCCACCUUCGAGGAGGGCCGGCACCUCAAAGAGGAGGCCCAGAAGCGGCGUGAGCGCAUCGAAGACAUCAAGAAGAAGAAGAUUGAGGAGCUGAGAGCCACUGGCCUUCCUGAGAAGUACUGCAUUGAAGCUGAGCGCAAAGCUAACAUCCCACCCGACACCUCUGUGAACUGAGGGUGCCUCUCUGCCCCUCAGGAUGCCUUCAGGGGACAGGUUCUUCCCAGGCUCUUGGUGUCCAUAACUGCUGCUAAUCUAUACAUUUCUGAGUUACAGAUUAAAUCUAUUCUACUUCUCUAA
This is a messenger RNA of Hippopotamus amphibius kiboko, 3958 nucleotides long. RefSeq names its product cilia and flagella associated protein 45 (gene CFAP45). The transcript is spliced from 13 exons. The record is from RefSeq and is a predicted model, not a curated record. Lineage: Eukaryota; Metazoa; Chordata; Mammalia; Artiodactyla; Hippopotamidae. Bases 2189 to 3835 code for a protein of 548 amino acids.